AUGGUGGAGAUCUCGCUGCGAUCCGGUGAACGUGUCGAGAAGGGCGAUGAACCGAACCCGCUGGUGCGAAACUUCUUCGAUCAGCCGGCAUCAGCGGCCUUCACGCAGACCGCCCUGCAUCGAGCGGCGAACUGCCACAACUUCCGUCAGGAGGUUUCUGAGUCCAUGGCGAUCGUGGGCUCACUGAGAAAAUGGCGGCAAUGGGACGACGAGGCUCUGCACUUCGUGGACCUUUGUUGCGGAAGCGCUAUGACUGCCACCUUCCUGGCCCUGUCGGCGCCAAAGAGCACUGUGACGGCUGUGGACAUCCGCCCUCCCCAGCAUCUUCCCCACUUCCGCGAGGCUGGGAUCGCCAACGUGCGCUAUCUCUGCGAAGAUAUGACACGUCCAGGCUUCCUGGACGUUAUGGAGAAGGCAUUGCUGGAUGUUGCGCUGCCGGCCAUCGUCCUCGGGAUGCACUGCUGCGGUGCCUUGAGUGUCGUGGCCACGCAGAUCUACAAUCGCUUCCCUCAGUGCGUCGCGAUUCUCCUUUGCCCCUGCUGCCUCCUGCGCGGCAUCGACGUGAAGCGCGCGGACUCGCUGAUGCCGGAAGUGCCGAAGCACACCGGAGAGAAGCGGGUCCCCCCCGCCAACAACACAGAAGACUCGUCAAAGAAGUUCGUGUACCAGCCUUUCGCCGCCCGCGCCGGCGCUGUGGACGUCGAAAAGCCUGGAAGCAGCGCAUUGGGCUUCGCAGCUGACCAUGUGCAGGGGUGCCAGGAGAAUGCCGCCCGAAUAUCGGAGGAGCCGGCUCCUUGGGAAGCCGUCGCUGUAGCGAAGUGA
Messenger RNA from Symbiodinium sp. CCMP2592, 822 nucleotides. The record is from the annotation of a GenBank genome assembly. Lineage: Eukaryota; Dinophyceae; Suessiales; Symbiodiniaceae.